Molecule: messenger RNA, 1931 nt
Organism: Drosophila bipectinata
Lineage: Eukaryota; Metazoa; Arthropoda; Insecta; Diptera; Drosophilidae
Source: RefSeq, a predicted model, not a curated record
AAAUGUUUCUUAGUUGGUGGGCACGUUUUUGUAAUUUCAUUACAUAAAUACAUCAUCAAACGUACAUUCAGUAUGUACGCCUUCCUCCGACGCUUGGCGGGGGCCCCCACCAGUAUUAGCCCUUUAAGAAGCUACGCAUCCCUGACGCCUAGAGAUGUCUUGCGAAACACCUCGGAUGAGACCGGCACCUUGUUCACUCGGUUCGCCAAGCACAUUGCUCUGGAGCGGCACAGGGAUCGGGAACACGUGCUACCCAAAACGACAGUCCGCUACGCCGACUUCUUCCCCAUCACAGACGAUCACCACUUCCAUCGAUCUGUUCAACAAACCGAUGCCUCACAACUGCCCGCCCUGAUCAUUCUGGCCUCCAGCUAUAAGUCCAACGCCGCUGUACCCAUGUAUGUGGCCGCUCUGAAUGCUUUGGAUGCUCGGGCUGAAAGUCAGUUGAAGAAAAUGGACACCAACACUGUGCUGGAAACGCUAUACUCAUUCCUCUUCCUUAUGCCCGGGUGGAUGAAGCGGAUGGACUUCUUUCAGGCAGCCGUUCAGCGUUUGGCCAAGGAGAACUACAGCGACAACAAGGAACGAUUCGUUCAAGUGUGCUUUUAUCUAGGGCUGCAAAAAAAGCAGGCGCAUCUUACAAGUGACUUCCAGGAGCUGUUAGAAAACCAGCUCCAGGGCCACUUAGCCGCCUUGAGUGAACUGGAUCUUGCUGUGAUCAGCAAUGCCGCUUACAAAACUUCUACUGUGGUCACUGGCGAAGCCAGAAAGCCGUAUGAAUCAGCACUGGUCGAUGCCGUUUUAAAUUUGGAGCUUACUGAAGAAAAUGGUGCCCUUCUGAUCUCCUUUGUGAAGGCCUUAAGGCUGCAACGAGUAAUGGACGAACGUGUAUGCCUUUAUCUGCAGGAUAUUUGCUUGGAUCCUAACAAGCUUGCUCUGAUUGAACCGCGCGGCUUGGCCCACAUAUUUUCGUUCUUUGCUGAGCAGCUUUGGGACCAAAAGGAGUGCCUUAAUGUCCUGAUUGAAAAGCUGAUGAACGAACUUAAGCCGGGCCAACUGCGAGCCAAGGAUUUGGCCACAUUUUUGUGGGCCAGCGCCCAACUAGAUUGUGAAUUAUCGCCGCAACAUAUCCGGCAAGUUGAGCUGGCCGCCCUCCGAAAACUCGAUCACGGGGAGUACGACUACUUCCCAGACAAUCUGGUGGACACCUGCCUUUCCCUGUGCACUUUGGGACACUACUCCAAAGAUCUGAUCGAUGCAGCUGAAAAACUGAAGGCUGCCCAACGCCAGACACGAGCCCAACCCAAAGUGGACAGCCGUUUGACUGUCCUGCGGUCUGCUGUUGCCAUCGAGCAACCAUCAAUAGCGAGUCACAAAACAGAAAAAGCCUUCAAGGAAUUCGAGCGAGCACCGACUUAUCUACUAAGGGAACGCACAGACUUAAGGAAGUAUGCCCUGGACCUGGGUCAAGAUUCUGAAGUAGAGGGUGUGGAUUUGGUCUGUCCCAUCAGCGGCAUUAAUCUGCCAAGUUUGCGAGUUCAAACGAUGGGAGAUCAGGCCACUGUGUAUUUUGUUGAACUUCUCACCGAGAAUCAAACACUGAAAUUCAGUAAGAAGCCAACAUCGUUAUUGCGUCUGAAGAAAAGGCUCCUGGAAUCGCUGGGACAUAAGGUAGUGGUGCUUAACUCUACAGAAAUGGCCACUAAUGCCAAAGAACUGCAACAGCUACUGAACCCAGUGGCAGAAGCAGCGGCAGCGGACGACGACUCCAAAAUUGUUCAAGGUGUGAGCAACUGAUUCCUGUGAUAAAAAGUGGGUGCUUUCUAGGGUAGUUACAAAAAAUCGUAGCUUUAUUUAACAAUGUUUUGUGUACUUGUACAUAAUAUUAUUUUUAAAUAUUAAUAGCACUAAACAUAAUGUUCAACAAGUAA